Carassius auratus (goldfish) is the source of this 3934-nucleotide messenger RNA. Its product is annotated as carcinoembryonic antigen-related cell adhesion molecule 5-like. The transcript has 8 exons. The record is from RefSeq and is a predicted model, not a curated record. Gene Ontology annotation, cellular component: membrane. The coding region runs from base 1422 to 3122 and encodes 566 amino acids. NCBI's taxonomy places the organism in Eukaryota, Metazoa, Chordata, Actinopteri, Cypriniformes, Cyprinidae.
AAACAGAAUAUAAAAAGAGUAGAACAAGCUAGUGUUAGAGGCCUUUUCUGCUUUUGGUAAUUGUAUAUUAAAAGAAUAAAACUUAAGAAUUAGGCUCCCAGCUGUGUCUCUGAACUUUUAUUGUGAUAGAAAUCUUCAUAUAGCCUUAUGAGUGAGAGCUCUGUUGACUUUGUCAUAUUUUCUUCAGCACAUGCAUGGUCUAAAUGUAUGUAUCUGUAACAGCUCAAGCUUAAUUGUGUUUUAAUACAAUUUUGUUCAAUUCCAUAAAAUAAGUGACUUAAAAACAGCAAUGCUGAAUAGGGGUCGAACAAUUAUGACACAGCUGUGUUAUAAAACAUCCUAUAACAUUACAUUAUUUAUUGACAUUAUCACUUUUAGUAUUUCAGUUGUCAGGUUGUGUUGUGUUUUGUUCCACAUGCAUGCUCCUGGUGUCCUAAUAUUUAGCCCUUUUUUGUUAAUUUCCUGUUCUGAUUUUUUCAUUGAGGUCGUUAGUUUCCACCUGUGUUUAAUUUGAUUCAGGUGCAUUUAAUUCACCCCCUAUGUGUUGUAUUUAAAGUGUAUGCUGUGAGUUGUUUCUUUAUCGAGUCUGACCGUCAUUAUCUGUUAUCUGCUGUGUGUUUUCCUGGUUCCAUGUUAAAAAAUAAAAUUAUGCGUCAUCGUAAAUUCCCCUCCGUCUCUGUGAAAGAGAACCAGCAAACUGCUGUAUAUGCAAUAUUUAUAAAAUGCUGGAUCUUCAGAAAAACGUUUAUUUUUGAAAUAAUGGAGUCUUUCAAUUUACGUUUUUUGUUUGCACAUGUUGCACAUGCAUGUUUCUGAAGACAAUAACCUAUCGUUCCUUUAAUUAACAGUAUGUUGCUGCCAAACAAAUGAUUUAUUACAUAUCGGAGUUCAUUUGUACAACUAAUAUUGAGUUCAUACAGUAUAUUAAGAUUAAUGGCCGGAGGGGUUCUUCUACGCCUUCUUUCAUUGCAUGAACAUUUAGGCAGUGCUAUGCAAAUCUUCCCACAUCGUGAUGUAGACAUGCGGGGGUGUGUUUUAACAAAAAUUUUUAGGAGGACACAAUUGACUCUUACAUUUAUAAAGGAUAUCUCUUUGGGUUUGUGACUUAAGUUUUUGCAAAUAUAUAGUUCAUUGCAAAUAAGCAAGUGUGCAUUUAUUAGACGGAUUUAAUAUCAUGUCGGUUCUUUCAGAAUUGGCAAAUCUACUGCGUCGCUCCAUCACAUCUGGUCCGGAGACCUUAAUCAGGAAGCUGGGCACCAGAUAACACGGUCACCAGUUAAACGGUAAUACAGGCCUUGAUUGACAGCUCCCUGAAUGCAAACUUUCUGUUCUCUUUUCUGUUUCUCUGAACAGAAGUUAUUUCUGUCUUGUCGAGUGGAUUUUGAAAAGGUUCCUGAACAUUUGCUGUUUUCAGAAGAACAAUGAGCUGCCAAUACAGUCUCUUAUUUUUAUUCCUCUCUGGCUUUACUACUGCAAUCACUGUUGCAGAGAUAUGUAAAACAGAACUACUCGAGGGAACGUCCUGCACCAUCAAGCUUCCAACAGGAAACACUGACAAAUCUAAUGAGAUCAAAUGGGCCCAUCUCUCUAGUGAAGCUGUGGUUCACAGGAAAAAUGGGAAGAUGAGGAAAAACACUCCAGGUCUAACAAUGGAAGAAGAUGGAUCAUUAACAUUUGAAAGUGUUAGUCUGAAGAACAGUGGCAACUAUACAUACACUGUUUUUAAUGCUGAAGGUACACAGAUUGAUGCUGGAGAAAAGGAAAUUAAAGUUUAUGCAAACGCUCCUAAACCUACUGUGAAGAUCAACAAAAAAUAUGGGAUCACUACACUCACCUGUGACUUUGGAGAGCGCACAGAUCUGACUGUAUCCUGGUAUAAAGAAGAAAUGAUCAUCCAGAAUGAAAACAACCCAAACCUGCUCUUGACGUCUGCUCAAGUACAGGAGAAUAAACCGUACUCCUGCAGUGUGAGCAAUCCUGUCAGCAAAGAGCAAAGUGAUAGCAUUACAGUAUCAUUUUCAGAGAUAUGUAAAACAGAUCUACUCGAGGGAACGUCCUGCACCAUAAAGCUUCCAACAAAAAACACUGACAAAUCUUAUGAGAUCAGAUGGAUCCAUCGCUCUAGUGAUGACAGGAUUCACAGGAAAAAUGGGAAGAUCAGGAAACCCAUUCCAGGUCUAACAAUGGAAGAAGAUGGAUCAUUAACAUUUGAAAGUGUUAGUCUGAAGAACAGUGGCAACUAUACAUACUCUGUUUUUAAUUAUGAAGGUACAGAGCUUGAUGCUGGAGAAAAGGAAAUUAAAGUUUAUGCAAACGCUCCUAAACCUACUGUGAAGAUCAACAACGAAGAUGGGAACGCUACACUCACCUGUGACUUUGGAGACCGUACAGAUCUGACUGUAUCCUGGUAUAAAGAAGACAAUAUCAUCCAGAAUGAAAACAACCCAAACCUGCUCUUGACAUCUGCUCAAGCACAGGAGAAUAAACUGUACUUCUGCAGUGUGAGCAAUCCUGUCAGCAAAGAGAAAAGCGAUAGCAUUACAGUAUCAUUUUCAGAGAUAUGUAAAACAGAACAACUCGAGGGAACGUCCUGCACCAUAAAGCUUCCAACAAAAAACACUGACAAAUCUAAUGAGAUCACAUGGACCCAUCUCUCUAGUGGUGACUUCAUUCACUGGAAAAAUGGGAAGAUCAGGAAAAACACCCCAGGUCUAACAAUGGAAGAAGAUGGAUCAUUAACAUUUGAAAGUGUUCGUCUGAAGAACAGUGGCAGAUAUAGAUACUCUGUUUUUAAUAAUGAAGGUACACAGCUUGAUGCUGGAGAAAAGGAAAUUAAAGUUUAUGCAAAGGCUCCUAAACCUAAUCUGACGUUUCAAGUAGUGACAAUGCUGUCCUGUGACAUUGGAAACCAUACAGAUCUGGCUGUAUCCUGGUAUGUAGAUGGCAAAAUCAUCCAGAAUGAAAAAAAACCAGUACUGCUCUUGACAUCUGCUCAAAUACAGAAGAAUAAACCGUACACAUGCACAGCAAGCAAUCCUGUGAGCAGCAUGGAAAGUGACAGCAUGACAUUAACACAUGAGACAGGAUCACAGAGUUCUGAGGAAUCUUCAAGCUAUACCUAAAUCCUACCACAACAGAUCCAAACGCAGUGAAAAACGAUCAUUACAGAUGAAAACCUGAGUGUCCGUAUUUCUCUAAACACACAGAAAUCACCUUAUGAAUUUGAAUUUUGGAAUUUAAAAUUUACAUUUGGCAGACAAUUUAACUUUACUGUCUAUUGGUGCAUCCCUCUACCAUGUACCUUGGUAUCUACUGUGUGCUUGCAUAAAUUUUUUUUUUAAAAUAAACACACGCACCUGUCCUGUUCCAUAGGAUUAUAAAUAUGAGAAAGAAAUGCCAAAUUCCCUUAAUCUUCAGAAAAGUCUAAAUAAAAAUUAAUAAAAUAAAACCUCUUUCACCCAACAUUCUGUAGGAUUUAAGGAUCCUAAAAUGCAAACGUAAAGUUUCUGAUGAAAAAACAAACAAGCAUUUAUGCUGUGUUUUGCUUUUUGUUCAUUCAUUCCUUUUUAAUAAUUUACCAUUAAAUCAUUUUAUUAUUACAUUUAAUCAUUUACAAUAACCAUUAUAGCCAUUCAUAUAAACUCAUAUCAUUGAUUCAUUACUUAAUUGGUCAUUAAUAUUAUAUUCUUGAUUUUUCUGAUAUUAUUUUUCCAUUGUUGUUUAGUCUUAUGGGUGUGAUUUCAAGGGAUGUUUGUCUUCAUGAAUAAGAAAUAAGAGGGAAUGUUUAUGGAGAUUUAAAGUUUAUGGAAUGUUGUUGUUGUGAAGAGGUUUGGUGUAACAUUUCUUGUUGGAUUUGUGCUGGUCAGACGAAGUUCCAGCAUUGAAACAAACACAGCUAAGAUUAUUCAAUAAACUCUGCUACUUUUUAUCAUCA